This is a messenger RNA of Chlamydomonas reinhardtii, 4434 nucleotides long. RefSeq lists its product as uncharacterized. Bases 118 to 3573 code for a protein of 1151 amino acids. Lineage: Eukaryota; Viridiplantae; Chlorophyta; Chlorophyceae; Chlamydomonadales; Chlamydomonadaceae. The record is from RefSeq and is a predicted model, not a curated record. The transcript has 8 exons.
CACGAAUCAUUUACAAUAAUAAGCUUGGAAACCUAGCCCGCAAGCGUGCAGAGCAAGACAUGUACCCUAGUCUGCGGUGACACGAGCUGGCUGACGUCAAGCAGCGCAAGGGAGGAGAUGGAGACGGAGAUGCUACACGUAUACGUGCUCGACAACAGCGAUGCGAGCUGCCGUAGUGAAGAUUACAACAACAGCUCACGGCUGCUAUGGCAACAAGAGGUGGUUCGCACCCUCAGUAGGGCAUUCUUGGCCCCGCGGCUGACUGACGACGAACCAGCCCUCGCAAAUGACAGCCUAGCUGUAGUUUCAAGCGGCGGGAAGCCGCUGACGAGGAUCCCGCCUACGAAAGACUCGGCUUCGCUACUCAGCCUCGACUUGGCGUGCUACUUGGGGGAGCAGUGCCAGUUCCUGCCGGCCCUGCGCGUGGCGCUCCUCGCGGCGAAGCGGGCCCAGACAGCACGCGUGCUGGCGUUCCUUGCAUCCGAGGCGACGCUACCCGCAGAGCAAUGCAGCCAGCUCAGCCGCGCGUUUGCUGAUGCGCGCGUGGGGCUUGACGUGGUGCUCCUCACGCCCCAGGGCGAGCUGCCUACAGCUGCACUUGAAUCACUGCAGGUGCUUACGGCUGCCGCCACUUAUCCGGCAUCCCCGGCACCUGCUCCGGCAGCAGCAGGCGCACCGGCAGCAGGUGCACGGGCACCAGGACGCCCGGGCGCGCCGCGACGGCCUGCGGGCGCCUCCUCCGGAGCUGCGGUGGCCGAUGGCUCUAGCCAAGCUGCCGCCUCGGCGGCGGCGUCAGGAGCUGCGGCAGCCGCGGCUGGCGCUAGCGGCAGCAGCAGAUGCCUAGGCCAGAGGCUCAUACACGUUCCCCCUCCAGACCCGGCACUAGCGUUAUGGCAGCAGCUGGAGCCGCUGCUGGAGGUGCUGCAGCCGGAGGUGUCACGGCACGAGGGCGGCGGCACGGAGGAGGCACGCGAAUCGGACGAGGCCGAUCAGUCCGGCAGUGGCAGUAGCAGCAGCACCUCCGGGCGGCCACCGCUUCCGCGCCCGCCGCGCGCGGGCAGCAUCGCUGCCGGCGCACCCACGUCGUUGCGCUCGGGCGUCGGCGCGCCCACCAGCUCGCGCGCGGGCCUGCCGUCAUCCGGGCCGCUGCCCGGCCGCAGCGGCGGCCUGCAGCGGUCGGGCCGGGCGGGGCUACCGUCGGGGCCGUGCCGUUAUGAGUCGCUGGACUCGCUGCAGCACCUCUCUCUGGACGGGUUCCUCCGCAGCUGGCUGCCCAGCUACGCCAACGUCGGCAAGGUGCUGCUGCAGCCGCAGCCGGGCGCAGCGAGCGGCAGCGGCGGCGGCAGCGGUGGCGCGGGCGGCUCAAGCGCGGGCACGGCCUCAGGCGCGGCAUCUGGGUCGUUGGGCGCGGGCGGCGGCGCGGCAGGGUUUGGCGCGGCCAAGCUGUGCUACAUCAGCGUGUACCGGCUGCAGCUGCCGCGCUGGCAUAAAAUCCUGGAGGUGCACGCCGGCUGCUGCCGAGAGCUGGACGCACCUGAUGCGGAGCAGAUGCUGGGCCAGCAAAGGCAAGGCCCGGACGCGGCGACGGCGGCGGCGGUUACACAGGUGCCGCCAGCAGCGGAGCCGCCUGCCAGCGUGCUGGACUGGGCGCCGCCGCCGCGACCGUCGGUAGCGCGUGCGCCCAACCCAGUUCAGGUGUCCUUCAGCACGAGCUGCUCCUCCGCCGCAGCUGCUGCUGCAACCGGUGACGGCGGCUCGCCGCGGCCCAAGAACUGGGUGUGCCCCGAUGCGCGCCGCGGCACGCUGACGAUGGUCGCAUCGGUGGAGAACCCGGGCACCGUUAAGCUCCUGUGGAGCGAGCGGCGCGCCGGUGGCACGGAUGACACCGGCGGCGGUGCACGUGCGUACGGCAGCAUCUUUGAGGUCAGCGAGCCGGGUGACGUAGACGUGCAGGUUUCCAGCGCGGAGCUUGAUCUGACGCUGUCGCCGACCAAGACAGAGUUCAGGAUUGUGCCGCACGUUUCGGGCGGCGUAGUGCUGGAGGUCAGCGCACCGCGGAACGUGGUGUACAGGCCGCCGGCGACAGCCUCUGGCUCCGCCUCGGCCUCGGCAGGCGGUGCGCAGCCUCAGCCCUCCAGCGGCGGCGGCGCGGCCGAUGCCCGGUCUGGGCCCCGUGACGGCAAGCGGUUCUUCUUCUGGCUACAGCAGGAGUUCUGCCCCGACCAGCGCUACCCGCCUGGAGACACAGGGCCCUCCUCCUAUUUCUCCUCCCCACCGUCCGGCGCCACCUCGCCCUCCGGCUCCACGUCUGGUGCUGACGCCUCCGACAGCAGCGGCAGCAACAGCAGCGAAGGCAAGGCCGACUCCUCGGGGAGCGGCGCCAGCGUAGGUAGCAGCAGCGGAGUGGCCGUCACAGUCGCCGGCACGGCGCGCACGGGCGGCGCAGGCUACCCAAGCUGGCGGGGCCGGUCCGGCGGGAAUGUGGGCGAGAUGGGCGGUCUGGCGCUGGCGCGGCGGUUGCAGGACCUUAUGGAGCUGCCUCCCGAGUUUGACCCACACAAGCAAAGCAACCGCGUCAGGUGUAACACUACGCCGCUGCAGCUGGGCCCUCUGCCGUUGCAGCUGGUGGAGGAGAUCAUGCGCGCCAGCGGCCGCGAGCUGAACGCUGACGGCACCAUCACCACGCGGGCGGCUGGCGGCGGCGACGGCGGCGGGCGGUCACCUGUGAGCGCGGCCGCCAGCGCCGUGGCCGGCAUGAUGCGGUCCAUCCUGGUGCCCAGGACACCGGCGCGGCCGCCAGGAAGCGCGGCUUCGCAGACCGCCGCUGCGGCACGCAGUGUGACGAGCGGCGAGCGCAAGAGCGACGCGCAGCAGGCGGGAAGCAACAGCACGGACGAGGGCCGCAGCCACCGCGACGGCCACCAUCACCGUCAUCACCACGCCUUCCAGUCGCGGUCAGCGGCUGCGGGUAUGCAAGCCGCGGGGUCUACUGCUUCUGGCGCUGCCGCAGCCGGAACGCCACCGUCCACGUUGGCCGUGGCAUCGCAGGCUAGGCUCACACCGGCUGCUAUGGCAGUGCCGUCGUCGGCAACCGCAUGCGCAGCCGUCGGGGGUGGCGCUGUUGCACACGCGAGAGGCGCCGCCCCAACAGCAGUCGCAUCUGCUGCCGCUGCUGCGAUGUCGUCUCAUCCGCUGGACGACCUGGGCAGCGACUGGGAGGAUGACGUCGACGAGGACGGCGAGCAGUCCAUGGCUGUGGAUGCCGGGCCAUUAGGCACAAUGGCAGAAGCGGUGACUGCAGCUGCGCCGGUGGCACAGGGCCCCAGGGCCGGCGGUGCGGCAGGAGCUCUGGUCCCGGAACCGGUGGCACCAGACCACCGGCAGCCACCGCGCGCCAGUGGCGUUGAGAGUGCGGCGUGCGGCUUCGCGGCCGUGUCCUCGCUCCCUGCAGCGGCCGCCGCCGCCGCCGCGGCCUCAAGUGCGUCGCUGGUGGCUGCCGCUACUGUGGACGCGGCGGCGGACGGCAGCAGCUCCUGCGCAGAGGAUGCGUCUUUAAUGUUUGAGCUGGAUUGAGCGGGCCACUUUUUCAUGGCAUAACAUGCGACUACCUAGAGCAUCACGCUGCCUGCGCUUGGCGGCAUUGUAACACGUAGGGCAGGAGGGCACGAAUGUUUUUAGCCAUGGGGGGCGGGCAUCCCAGGUCGGCACGUUUGGGGUGGAGCGGGCGUGCAUUCCACAGUUCCGGUAUUGACCUGGAGGUGCAGAAUGACUGUGUUUUGCUCGUCAAUGGCGUUGUGGUCAAUUGGUGGGGCAGCGGCUAUUGUACACCGAGGAAUAGCGGACAGCACAGGUUGCCUUUUGUAGGCACGUCAUGCAAUGCUCGCUGUGAAUGUGCAGCAUGCUAGUGACGGAGGCCGUGUACCAUACAGCGCAGGUUACGGGGCGGCAGCAGAACUGGGUAGCACAGGCAUGCCCUGUGGUAUGCAGAGGAUAGGGAGUUAGAGACACUGAGUUUCUGCAUCGCAGGGCGGGCACAAAAGUUGUAUGUUGCCUCAAAGCAGCUAUGGAGUUGGAGCGGACUGUUGGGAGAGUUGCGUUGAUGUGCGACAGGGUUGGAGCUUACCGGUUGUCGCAUGCGAGCUGUCCAGGCCUGUAGUUUAUUCCGCACUAGCCGUCUGACACCGCUCCGGUUAUCGCAUGUACUAUGCGUAGGCGGUAGGUCACGCGCACACCGUAAGUGCAUCGUGUCUUUGGUGUGCAAGCACGGCAAACAAGACGAGGACCAGGGACGCCCUGCCGUCAGGCCGAGGUCCCUACGGAGCUGUAAGCUUGUCAGCGAUGGUCCGCUGGGCGAGAAGCCGUAUCUAGUACAAGACUACAAGCAUGAAACAUGGCCCUAGCCCUGGGUCCUGGGCACGCUAGACACCCCUAAAC